Messenger RNA from Symbiodinium necroappetens, 354 nucleotides. NCBI's taxonomy places the organism in Eukaryota, Dinophyceae, Suessiales, Symbiodiniaceae. The record is from the annotation of a GenBank genome assembly.
AUGUAUUUGAUCGAGAAAGACUAUUUCGGAUGCCACGAGACCACGAGCCUGCACAAGCUGCUCGUGGUGGCAUUCAAAGAUUUCAAAAGCUUUCAGCGGUCUACUGGCAUUCGCUGCUCACAAACGAAAUUCGUUCCGAAUUUUGUAUGGAAGGAAAAGAAGGGGGCCAUCAUGGCGCAUAAGGGCUACAACGGAAGAGUGAUAGCAUUCUGGCUGGCAGAUUGUUUGCAACGAGCUGUCAACCGAACGGUUGUGGAGGAUCGACAUUUCGGGCAGUGGUUGCAGCAAGAUGGGAAUUGGCCUCGAGAAGACGAUUUGCUGGCACCGACCGCUGUGGCCAUGCGCCUUUUCUGA